Chanos chanos (milkfish) is the source of this 960-nucleotide messenger RNA. RefSeq names its product RAB GTPase activating protein 1-like 2 (gene rabgap1l2). The coding region runs from base 1 to 960 and encodes 319 amino acids. The record is from RefSeq and is a predicted model, not a curated record. Lineage: Eukaryota; Metazoa; Chordata; Actinopteri; Gonorynchiformes; Chanidae. The transcript is spliced from 8 exons.
AUGAUGGAAGAGGUGUCCAUUUCAGUGGCUUACGAUGACCACAUUAUUAACCAGACAUCUGAGGAAGAAAUCCUGGCUAGUUUGGUGGCUGAAUCUCUGCCAAAACAAGUGGUGCCAUCUAAAAAGCCAAAACUGAGAGAGACCCAAGUAGAACCAGAAGACCCACUUGACAGAUACCAAAGGGAGAAUCAUAGGCUUCAGGAAGCGAGUUUGCGUCUGGAGCAGGAGAACGACAACCUUGCCCACAAGCUGGUCACCAGUAAGAUAGCACUAAGGAACGCCUUAGACCAGGCAGAGGACAAGGUUGACGAACUAACCAAAGAACUUUUGAAAACCAAAGAGCAUCUGAGGCUGACCGAGGACGAAAAGAGAGGAAAAGAUGAGGAGGCAGCACAGCUUAAGGAAGUAUUCAGAAGAGAACUGGACAAAGCAGAGGCAGAGGGCAAGAGGACAAAUGGCAUCAUAGAAGAUUAUAAACAGAUUUGCUCCCAGUUGCACACAAGACUUGAAAAACAGACAGCUGAAAAUACAGAGGAGCUGGGAGUUAUCAAGAGUAAAGUUAUGGAAUGUGAGCAAUGUUGUCACAUCUUUAGUAAAGAGGGUUUAGUGCAGCAACCCUCUGGGUGCACAAGGACCUCUGUCCAGGAUGAGGAAAAGAAUUCUCUCAAAGAACAAGUUGAGCAACUGAAGCGGGAGCUGGCCCAAACAAAGCUGCUAAUGGUUGAGUCCAAAUGCAGGAUUCAGGAACUGGAGCAUCAGAAUGGUGCACUCUUAAAUGACCUCCAGGCUGCCAAGAACUCAUGGCUCAGCAAGACUCUGGGCACGCUCAAGACUGCCACUAGUCAUCUCCAACACUCCUCUUCCAGAGACUCAGUCUACGCUCCCAUACAAAGCUCCAGUUGGCUGAACACCAGGAGGCUUUCAUUGGCUUCAAGGGACAGUGGAAAAGCCCAUGUAUGA